Molecule: messenger RNA, 2498 nt
Organism: Salvelinus fontinalis (brook trout)
Lineage: Eukaryota; Metazoa; Chordata; Actinopteri; Salmoniformes; Salmonidae
Product: serine/threonine-protein kinase WNK4-like
Exons: 3
Coding region: 84-731 (215 amino acids)
Biological process (GO): monoatomic ion homeostasis; intracellular signal transduction; protein phosphorylation
Cellular component (GO): cytoplasm; cytosol
Molecular function (GO): ATP binding; potassium channel inhibitor activity; chloride channel inhibitor activity
Source: RefSeq, a predicted model, not a curated record
UUGCUAGAUGUUUCUCCUGCUCUCUCCUACAGGAUCGUAAGCUGUCUAAGACGGAGCGUCAGAGGUUCAAGGAGGAGGCUGAGAUGUUGAAGGGUCUGCAGCACCAUAACAUUGUACGCUUCUACGACUCCUGGGAGUCUCCCUCCAAAGGGAAGAACUCCAAGUGCAUCGUGCUGGUCACAGAGCUUAUGACAUCAGGCACCCUCAAAACGUAUCUGAAGAGGUUCAAGGUGAUGAAGAUCAAGGUUCUGCGUAGCUGGUGUCGUCAGAUCCUAAAGGGGCUCCACUUCCUCCACACCCGGGCCCCUCCCAUCAUUCACAGGGACCUGAAGUGUGACAACAUCUUCAUCACCGGCCCCACUGGCUCCGUCAAGAUAGGAGACCUGGGAUUGGCUACGCUCAAACGGGCCUCCUUCGCCAAGAGUGUCAUAGGUACCCCAGAGUUCAUGGCCCCUGAGAUGUAUGAGGAGAAGUACGACGAGUCAGUGGAUGUGUAUGCCUUUGGGAUGUGCAUGCUGGAGAUGGCCACCUCAGAGUACCCCUACUCCGAGUGCCAGAACGCUGCACAGAUCUACCGCCGAGUUACCAGCGUAAGUGUCCUCCAUCUUAAAACGCCUUGGUCCAGCCCCUCUCCCCUCCAUCCUCUCCCCUUCUGGAUGUCACUGCCAAUUACACGUUUUCUGUCUUCGUCUACCUGCCGUUCCUCUCUUCCUCUUUUCCACCCUCUCUAGUUUUCUCUCUCUCUGUCUCUCUCUCUCGGUGUCUCUGUGUCUCUGUCUCAUUCCUCUGGGUUGCAGUCAGUCUCACAUACACUAGGCCUGUAUGUGUCUGUGUGGUUUGUUCUUUAUGGUCUCAGUCGAUCAUAAAGCUCAUGUUUGAUCACUAGGGAGGAGGACUCCACGUCCUCAUCCGCCUCCUCUCCCCCUGGGGGCAGAGAGUUUAACUCCACACACACCUACCCUCCUUGCUUUGUGCUGCCAGUUAUUCUCCAUUCCCCUAUAGUCACCCAGCCAACCCCAGCAAGCAGCAUAUCAUUUACGAUGUUGAGAAACAUUCGCAUCCGCAGUUUCACAACGACUUUCACUAUUUAGAUGUCUGCCAUAGGCUGUUGAACUAGGACUCUGACACUGGGAGGAGCGUCUAGCUGUGAUAUGGUCAGGUUUUUACACGGGUUCAACUGUUAACUCUGAAUGGGACUAAUAAUGAUGUUGUAGAUCUGACUUUUACAGUUGCUAGUCUGGUUGCCAGGAAACGAGCGCUUCACUCCACUACAGAAUCCAGGCCUGUAUUCACAUACAGGACAUGACAUUGUAUUUGUUGUAAUUGAGAAGUUUACAAUAGGUCCCCUAAUGUGCCGGUCUAGCCAGUUUGCUGAUUUGGUAAACAAAUAGAUCCGGAGACGUAGCUGACCCUAUUGUAUUACUAUUACCAAGCACUGAGAAUGGGGAAGGCCUUCCUGAGUGCAGAGAGGACAUUUGAGUCUUGUUAUUCCUCAUCAUCAGUGGCUGUGUGACGAGGCAUGGCCUUCCUGUGCUAACCUGUUCCCAGAUCUGUUGGUUCUGACUCGCCAACUGACUGCACAAACAGAUCUGGGACCAGGCUAGUCCUGUGCUUACUGCCUCUCCUCUGUAUAAUCGCCCGAGGUCCCCUCCGCCUCCCCACAUCUCUUUAUCUCAUCUGUUAUUAACUGAUGACCUUUCACUUUCUAUUUUCUCUUUCCUCAAAUUGGAUUGUUUCCUCUCCGGCCUGGUCAAAUAGAGGCAGUCAUGAGCUCUGUCUGGUUUAGAUGGAGCCGUGGCCACGGUCACAUGAUGCUACUGCUAUAGAUGGAAAAAGAGGAAGGCUUUCUGACUACCCCAAACUGCACCCUAUGUCCUAUAUACGGUAGUGCACUACUUUUGACCAGGGCCCAUGGCACCCUAGGGGACAAACCCAGAGGCUCAGUGAGGGAUUCUGUGAAGGUCACCAGUAGGGGGAGACGGUGGGUCUACUGUGCUGUGGUGUGUUCUUAUUUUGAGAGAAGUAGAGGGCAAACCUGUCUGCAUUCCAUGCUUCCUCAGCUGCUUCUGUAGAUCACAGACGGUUCUGUGAUUCAUCCAGACAGCCUUUUCUGAGCUCAAGUGGGAAUUCCUCAGUCAACCAGUAAAGCCAGUAUAGGUAGGCUAAACCCCACACUGGUGAAAUCAUUCUGCAGGAAGUGCAAUCCUGAAAUACUCCAAAUACCAUGGAGGUUUUGUUUUACGUUCUCUUCCGAAUCACUUGUCUUCAAGGCUGGCUGAGAUGUUAAUCUCAGUUAUUUCCUGUCACUGAGGUUUUUACAUAAAACCUAAAACCCAGUUGUCCUCAGUGUCAGCAAGGCUCUCUCUCUGUCAGGGCUUCAGCACACAGACAGGCCCGAUCUCCCACUGUCACUCACUGACUUCCCCUCCUCUCUGACUCCUCUUUACCAGCUCCCUCCUCCUCUGUACCGGCUCCCUCCUCCUCUGUACCGACUCCCU